AUGUGUGCAGAAACAACUUACGAGAUUCCAAGAAAACCCAGCGUGUCCAAAAUGCGGGUACACGAUUAUUUGUACGAUUCCGCUUUCAUAGUGUCCGGAGCGAGAGAUUAUGCGCGGACAGCUUUCAAGGCAGCCAUGGCUUCUGCACAAAUGUCUAUACAUCCUGACUACGGGAAUAUGUUCUCAGAACUACUCAAAUUCCCAAGAAUUCAAGUAUUGUACCAUCCGAAUUGUCGUCUGCCGGACCAUGUAGAUAGAUCAUACCAUGCUUAUUUGGACCGUGUCAAGGAGAGGAAGAGUGUGCCAACCCCAGAUUUUGGCGGGAAAGAUCGAUUCAAAUUUAUUGCGUUUCCGAAGAAAAUCUUAAAAAUAAUGUCAGUGUCUCCCGAUUUCCAACCACCUCAAUCAGCACAAGGAGCUCCUACGAAACCCAGGAACAGAGGAACUCAGAGCAUUUACAGAGAAUCUUCAGCGCAGACAAAACCAUGGCAGCCAGACGCUCAACCAGCACCAGGGUGUGAAAAUACGCCAGAAGUGUUGUACCUUGACAAGUUAGAGUGGGGACCUGGUUGCCCAUAUCGGAUUGGGGAUCUUCCAGCUGACUUCCAUACAACAGAAAUCAUUAAUAAGAUGCGUCAUGCUCGUAUUUGGAUGGCGGUUGCAGAAAAAGGUGGCUUCCCACGCUGGAUGAAGAAGAGAGAUGAAAUCAUAACUGAUGUGGAAACCAAAGACUGGAUAUUUAGAGAAUCUGAAAUCGAUGAACUGCAAUCGAUAAGACUGGAACUACUCCACCGUCUUCAGGCAGAUCAGAGACAGAAACAAACCAACAGGACCAGCAAGAAACUGGCAAAAUUGUGGUUCGUCAAGAAGACGGAUAUGGAGAGGAAGAUUGACCAUAUACGGAAGACCAGGGAUAGAGAACAUCGCAAGUUGGUCGCAAUCCACGAGGGAGGGGGUCGUGUGGGUCAGGUGGCUCGGUCGAGAGCUGCCAGGGGUCACGGGUCAGUGUGCAAGCAAGCUUCGGACCCCACUUCAGACCUUCACGCCCCGUUGUUAAGACACGGCUACCAGGCGCGCAGAAGACACGCAAACAUAUACUAUGAUCCAUCACUCUUGUCUGCAGAAGACCAUGCGGCGAUAGCAGAACCUCCUACUUGGCUGAACCACUGUCAAAACCUGACUAAGAGCUGUUCCGGCCACCACCUGCCAAGGGAUCCAAUGAAACUCUGCGAGCGGGAGACAAAAUGGAGCGAGCAGUUUCUGGAAAAUUUACACAACGAUUUAAAGAAGGCCCGCCUUGGAGCUGGUCAGAUGACAGCGGGACCUUUACACGUUCUGAAGCCUCGGAGGCUGGUGACCACUCCUAGACCUGCUACUCCUGUGGUGGAGGCAGUUGAUGAUAUGGAGGAAACAGAACACCAAUCCGCACUGCUGCUUCAAAAGAUCAUUAGGGGCAGGGCUGUGCAGUAUCUGAUGUACGAAGGUCGUACACGAGCUGCUGAACUGACCGAAGAGUUGAAGACUACUCAUGGACUCCAGAGGGAGGACAAGAUACGCAUAGCUCGUGAAGAGUCCAAAGCAAGGGAGUUCAAUGCAAUGAGAACCGAAACGGAACAAAAGGAAGAUGCGAUCUCGGCACUUGUAGAUGAACUAUGUGGUGGUGCCAUGUCAGCCGCCCUGGACUUCUUGGAGAAGGAGUUGAGGAGACUCAAGGAAGAGAGAAGACAACAUGCCUUCGUACUUAUCGCUAUACGCGAGAAGUCGAUGCGAGAAGCCGCAGAGGCUGGCAGAAGACAAAAAGAAGAACGCCGCAGAAGAGAACAUGAUGAAAUGUUUAAACAAGUGUUGGGGGUAACUCAAGGCACAGUGGACGCGUAUCUGAAGCAGAUAAUAACAGAAGGGGUGGAACUGGCGGCAGAGGAGGAGGCAGUUAAGGCAGCCCAAUUACAAGCGGACAACAUCGAUAAGUCUAUAGCUGAAUACAGUUCUAUAUCUACAGCAGAACAGAACGAGUUGGUUGCCGAGUUGGUUCACCAGUUCCUCCUGCCACACACCCACCAAACAGCCGCGAGGCACCACAUCACCGAAAUACAAAACGCGAAGCUUGAAGCGGCCAGACGAACUAUAUUUGGCCUUUUGGAUGACGCAGAAAUAAAGCAAGAGGUUUGCGAGAGAUGUGGACGCACUUUCGACGGCUCCUGCCGCUGCGAAGUGUGUCCAGUCAAGGUGGAACAAGUUGAAACCGUUCACAGACAUGAUCCGAGGUGGAAGUUCACCAGAACUCGUGAAGAAAAACCACCGAAGUCGACCGAAGAGAAGUAUCCGAUGUCACAUGAAGCGAGACACCUCCUUAGUGCCGUGCUUGAGGACGCGGUGCUCAUGUCUCGGCAAGAACGUGCUCAGAAAUGUGCAGUUCUACGUGACAUCAAGACUAUGGUUGAAGAGCGCGUCGACAUGACCAUAGAAGCGAGAGCUUUAGUUAAUAGAGCCGUCGAUGUAGCUACUGGCCUUGUGACUCUACCAGUGAAGGAAAGCGACUACCGGCACUUGAUGACGCGGGUGGUCACCGACGCCUUGGAGCGAACAGAGCCUUAUCCCAUACCACAGUGUCCCAAGGAGCUACCGUCAGAGAUAAGGCGUCAGGCUGAUGAGGAGAUAGCACGCUUAGACCCAUACUGCCACUGUGAGGAUAAAACAUCUAAAGUUAAGUUUGAUGCACCAAAACCAAAUCAAGAAGAACUUCUGCCUUCUGAACUGAGACAAUGGGAAGAUUUACUCAAGUGCAAAUGUGAUCCUGUAGUACACCCUGAGGAACCAGGUUUUGAAGAAGAAGAGUUGGCAGAAGACAUGGAUACUUCGGACACGUCAUUUAACGAAGGUUUUAAUAUAGAUGACACAGAUGACCAUAGAUCGGACUAUACCGAGUAG
Molecule: messenger RNA, 2928 nt
Organism: Arctia plantaginis
Lineage: Eukaryota; Metazoa; Arthropoda; Insecta; Lepidoptera; Erebidae
Source: the annotation of a GenBank genome assembly